AUGUAUGCACACGAAAAAUCGAAUUUAUUGAUUGAUAAUUGGACAAAACAGCCACCUACAAUCACAUUUUCGAUAUCAAAUCGUCGCUCGGAUUUACUUAUAUUUAUGCGAAAUUCGUUGAUAUCUUGGACUUUGCACAUUUUUCUUCAAGAAUUUCAAGAAUUUAUUGGAAGAUCUCGAAUUGCACAAAUUCUUGCCUGA
This is a messenger RNA of Caenorhabditis angaria, 201 nucleotides long. NCBI's taxonomy places the organism in Eukaryota, Metazoa, Nematoda, Chromadorea, Rhabditida, Rhabditidae. The record is from the annotation of a GenBank genome assembly.